CACGAAAUGGCAGAAGAACUGAAACACAUGAACAAGUAUAAGUCCAUCAUAAAGCGGGUGGGGCGAAACCAUGGAGUGGCGCCAUCCGUCAUAGCUGGUAUCAUCUCACGAGAGACCAGGGCUGGGACAGGAGCAGGACUGGACAAUGGUUGGGGGGACAAUGGAAAUGCAUUUGGACUCAUGCAGGUUGACAAAAACUAUCACCGUCCACGGGGGAGAUGGGACAGUGAGGAACAUCUGAGUCAAGCAACUGGGAUUCUCGUUGAUAUAAUUGGAUCGGUCCAGAAAAAAUUCCCUUCAUGGACCGAAGAGCAGCAGCUGAGAGGAGGAUUAGCAGCGUACAAUAUGGGGCUGGAUAAUGUCCACUCAUACAGCGAAGUGGACAAGAAGACCACUGGGGGGGACUACUCCAAGGAUGUUCUUGCCAGAGCUCAAUUUUACAAAAGCAAUGAUUAUUAAAGUCAACUCAGUGGUUACCUCCAAGUCUUCAAUUAAGACCAUUGUGAA
Messenger RNA from Salvelinus namaycush (lake trout), 507 nucleotides. RefSeq names its product lysozyme g-like. Gene Ontology annotation, molecular function: lysozyme activity. The transcript has 3 exons. The record is from RefSeq and is a predicted model, not a curated record. NCBI's taxonomy places the organism in Eukaryota, Metazoa, Chordata, Actinopteri, Salmoniformes, Salmonidae. Gene Ontology annotation, cellular component: extracellular region. Gene Ontology annotation, biological process: peptidoglycan catabolic process; defense response to Gram-positive bacterium. The coding region runs from base 7 to 459 and encodes 150 amino acids.